This is a messenger RNA of Protopterus annectens (West African lungfish), 4386 nucleotides long. RefSeq lists its product as uncharacterized. Lineage: Eukaryota; Metazoa; Chordata; Ceratodontiformes; Protopteridae. The record is from RefSeq and is a predicted model, not a curated record. Gene Ontology annotation, biological process: DNA integration. Gene Ontology annotation, molecular function: zinc ion binding; nucleic acid binding.
AUGAGGGCAUCUGGCAAAGAGAUUGGUUGUAUGAGAGAAGACCUGCAACAGUCAGGCAUGGCUGUCAAAGAAGCUGCAGAGGAGAGGACUCGCAACAUUGAGGCACAUUCCAGGUACUUGGCCAGGUUGCCCCAUGAGUGUGAACCGUUUGGUCUCCUUAUUUACGAGGAUAUUACAUAUUGGCGACGAGGAAACGGGAGAACUCAGAGUCCGCUGAGAGUGACGACGGCGGGUGAGUUUUUUUUUUCUGAAGACGGCGGGGUGCAGUUAAUGUCGGAUGACGAAGAGACUGUGGCUGCCGGAGUUAUGGCUGUUUCCAUGUUAGGGUCGCUGGUUGCAUACGACUGUCAGACACAGACCUGGGAGGAGUUUUGUGAAGUGUUGGAACACUUUUUUGAAGCAAACCAGAUAACGGACGCUGGCCGGAAGCGAGCCAUAUUGUUGAGCUCUGUGGGCAGCAAGACGUACAGUCUGAUGAGGAACUUAUUGAGUCCUGAUAAGCCGGGGGAUAAAUCGUUCACGGAGUUGACGAGCUUGCUUCAGUCACAUUAUAACCCGAAGCCGAGUGAAAUAGUCCAAAGGUUCAAGUUUAAUUCAAGGACAAGAGUGGCUAAUGAAACGGUAACGGAGUAUGUUGCAGUGCUGAGAGAGCUGGCGCAACACUGUAACUAUGGUGACAGACUGACAGAAAUGCUACGUGAUAGGCUCGUAUGUGGCAUUGCAGAUGACCGCAUACAACGAAGAUUGUUAGCGGAGCCUGAGUUGUCGUUUGAAAAGGCCUUAAAGCUGGCACAGGCCAUCGAGACAGCGAAUAAAGACAUUCGUGAUUUACAACCAAGAACAAUCGAGGGGGUUGGGAGCAGGAGUGCUACCCCAUUGCCAGUGCAUAAAGUGGUGAUGGAGCAUAAACAACAAGGGAAGUCUGGUCAGUUUUCCUGUUACAGGUGUGGCGGUGAACAUCUGUCACGGAACUGUCGUUUCUUAAAUGAAAAAUGUCAUGCUUGUGGAAAAAAGGGCCAUGUGAAGAAAAUGUGCAGGUCGACGCCCUCUAGGGACCAGCAGAGGAAGGGGGAGAAAAAGAGCAGCAUAAAGGACAGAAAGGGAAACCGGGAAAUAAAACAACAGUAUGCACACCACAUGCGUGAAGCUGUAGACCAACAAACCAGUGAAGAAGAGGAAGUGUUUACUAUGCUUAACAUGAAAGAGUCAAGGAUGGAAAGAGUCGAUCCCAUUACAGCACAGUUGGACUUAAAUGGUAAAAUGGUCCAUUUUGAAGUGGAUACUGGAUGUAGUGUGACAGUUCUGUCAAAGGCUGAAUAUGGGAAGUUAUGGCAAGAAAAUGAAGCUCCGGAGUUGCAGGACUGUUCAGUGACCUUGAAAACAUAUACAGGUGAAAAAGUCCCCACCCUAGGGAUGGCAAAAGUAACUGUAACACACAAAGACAAAGUCAAACAGUUGCCGGUCAUGGUGGUGGCAGGUAGCGGACCAAACCUGUUAGGCCAGGCGUGGCUAAAGGAGCUGGAAAUGGGCUGUCUACAGCUCCAUAAAAUAGAACAGCAUCUGCUGACCUUGCAAGAUGUGCUGGAGAACAAUGAAGAAGUGUUCAAAGAGGAACUGGGUACCUGGAGGGGUCCACCAGCCAAGAUACACGUCAAAGAAAACGCAACGCCAAGAUUUUACAAAUCAAGACCCGUACCAUACGCAAUGAAGAAGAAAGUGGAGACUGAGCUGGAGCGACUCACAAAGCAAGGUAUAAUUGAACCAGUAAAGUUUUCGGAGUGGGCGGCACCCAUUGUUCCAGUAUUAAAGCCAGAUGAUACUGUACGCAUAUGUGGUGACUACAAACUAACCGUUAACCAAGUCUCAAAGCUGGAGCAGUAUCCAAUACCAAAGUUGGAGGAUUUAUUUGAAAAGCUGUCUGGAGGUGAAAAGUUUAGCAAAUUGGACCUCAGUCAUGCAUAUCAACAAGUCGUUCUGGAUGAAGGGUCAAAGUCAUAUGUCACCCUUAACACACACAAAGGUUUGUUCCAAGUUAAUCGUUUACCCUUUGGUGUUUCCUCUAGUCCAGCUAUUUUCCAGAGAAUAAUGGAGGGACUGGUGGCCGGAAUCCCAAAUGUGGCUGUCUAUUUGGACGACAUCCUGCUGACGGGUAGGAACAACCGCGAGCAUCUGGAGACUUUGAACGAGGUGCUGAGGAGACUGCGAGAGGCUGGUCUGCAGGUGAAGCGGAGUAAAUGUGCUUUCAUGGACAAGGAAGCAGAGUUCCUGGGUUACAAGGUGGAUGCAUCGGGCCUACAUCCCCUGCCAAACAAGGUAAAAGCCAUACAACAGGUACCUGCACCCACAAAUGUUACAGAACUGAAGGCCUACUUAGGCUUACUCAACUACUAUAAAGAAAGUCCCAGGAGAAAGUUCCUACCAAACCUGUCAACGCUGUUAGCUCCUUUACAUAAACUAUUAAGGAAGGAGACCGUGUGGACGUGGCAGGAGGAACAGGACAGAGCGUUUGAGCAGUCCAAGGAGCUAAUGCAGUCCUCAGAGGUGUUGGUGCACUACGAUAGUCACAAGGACUUAAUUCUGUCAUGUGAUGCAUCACCUUAUGGGCUAGGGGCCGUGUUGGCACACCGCAUGCCAGAUGGACAAGAAAGACCCAUCGGGUUCAUGUCACGAACCUUAACCCCAGCAGAGUCAAACUAUUCCCAGCUAGACAAAGAGGGUUUGGCUGUAAUUUUUGGAAUUAAGCGCUUCCAUAAAUACCUCUAUGGCAGGAAGUUUAUUGUUUGCACCGAUCAUAAGCCAUUGUUGUCGCUGUUCAAUGAGAUGAAAGCAGUGCCUCAGAUGGUUUCUCCCCGCAUUCAGAGAUGGGCUGUAACAUUGAGAGCUUAUGAAUAUGAGAUUGUUUAUAAGCCCGGGAAACACCAUAGCAAUGUGGACGUGCUGAGCCGCCUACCUCUACCUGGGCAUCCCAAGGAGGAGGAAACGGAGGACCGAGUUCUGAUGAUGGAGGACAUCACGUUGGUGUCAGCGAGGGAACUGAGCGGAUGGACACGCAAAGACCCUGUGCUGUCCAGAGUGUUUCAGUUGGUCCAGCAAGGCUGGGCAACACAACAAACUGAUCCAGUUUUUCAGCCCUAUGUGGUGAGAAAAACAGAGCUGAGUGUGCAAGAUGGAUGUGUGUUGUGGGGGGCACGAGUGAUAAUCCCUCCCCCAGGAAGAAGUGCACUUUUACAACAGCUGCACCAGGGUCAUGUGGGCAUCACCAGAAUGAAGGCCUUAGCACGAAGUUAUUUCUGGUGGCCCAAGUGGGACCACGACAUUGAUGUCGCUGUGAAAGAGUGUAACACCUGUCAACAACAUCGCAACUCACCUGUGGCUGCACCACUACACCCAUGGGAGUGGCCGAGUAAACCAUGGCAGAGACUUCAUAUAGACUAUGCAGGUCCUUUUAUGGGGUCAAUGUUUUUGAUAAUAAUGGAUGCUCAUUCUAAAUGGAUGGAUGCAUACCCAGUCAAAACAGCCACUUCCACCACUACCAUCGAAUGCCUGAGGAAAAGUUUCAGUAGCCAAGGACUACCAGAGACUAUUGUAUCAGAUAAUGCUUCAUGUUUCAUGAGUGUGGAGUUCAAGGAUUUUCUGGGAAAAAAUGGCAUCGUACACGUCACGUCGGCACCAUACCAUGCUGCUUCAAAUGGCUGUGCUGAAAGGGCUGUCCAGACCUUCAAAUCAAUGAUGAAAAAGGCCGGAGAAGGAAGUAUGGCAGCAAAAGUGUCACGGGUGUUGUUCAACUACCGCAUUACACCCCAGUCUACGACAGGAUUGUCACCUGCAGAGAUGUUGCAAGGACGGAGACUGAGGUCAACAUUGGAUCUGGUGCAUCCAAACCUCAGAGCUAAGGUGGAGAGGAAACAGUGGAGGCAAAAAGAACAUCAUGACCGACGAUGGCGAGAGAGAAGUUUCCACGUGGGAGAUGCAGUGAUGACUCGAAACUUCAGCUAUGGACCUAAAUGGAUUCCAGGAUUCGUUGCCAAGAGCACGGGUCCACUGUCGUACAAGGUGAUGUUGAAUGGAGGUUUCUUGGUGAGGAGACAUGUGGACCAGAUUCUGCGGAGCGAACAGAAGAAGGACUUCAUGGAACUGCAAGCCUCGGAAAUACCAUUAGUUUCUGGAGAAGUGCUCGCAGCUGCAGGAGGAUCCCCAAUCCUGGUGCCAGAGAAAGACAGCAUGGACUCGAAAGGAGAGGUUCCAGAGGGACCAACCUUUUCAGGGAUGGACACACCUGUACCAGAAGUGGUAAACGUGACACCUGAGUCACCUAGUGUGGUUCCAUUGCGACGUUCUAAACGUGUACUGUUUAAACCUAGUUACUUGAAGGACUAUAAGUGUUAA